Molecule: messenger RNA, 4047 nt
Organism: Danio rerio (zebrafish)
Lineage: Eukaryota; Metazoa; Chordata; Actinopteri; Cypriniformes; Danionidae
Gene: insrb
Product: insulin receptor b
Biological process (GO): cell surface receptor protein tyrosine kinase signaling pathway
Cellular component (GO): plasma membrane; membrane
Molecular function (GO): transferase activity; insulin receptor activity; protein tyrosine kinase activity
Source: RefSeq, marked provisional
AUGCGGCUGGACACAUCUGUGGUUGUUUUGGUCACUUUCGCCUACAUCUUGUGCCUCUGCGGAUCACUACAUGGAGAAAUUUGCCCCAGCACAGACAUCCGCAACAUCGCCACCAACCUGCGGGUUUUGGAGAACUGCACUGUAAUCGAAGGCCACCUGAAGAUCCUGCUCAUGUUCAAGACCACGCAGGAGGAUUUCAGGGGCUUGAGCUUUCCGAAACUGGUCAUGGUCACCGACUAUCUGCUCAUCUUCCGCGUCUAUGGCCUGGAGAGCCUUGGCAGCCUCUUUCCAAACCUCACUGUCAUCCGCGGCAGCAACCUGUUUUUCAACUACGCCCUAGUCAUGUUCGAGAUGAUCCAGAUGAAGGAAAUCGGCCUCCACAGUUUGACCAACAUCACGCGGGGAGCGGUGCGCAUCGAGAAGAACCCAAACCUGUGCUAUUUGUCCACUCUGGACUGGUCCAAGAUCUUGGAUUCGGUGGAGGACAAUUAUAUCGUAGCAAACAAGGACGAUUUGGAGUGUGGAAACAUCUGUCCAGGCACCAUCGCGGGGACGAUAUCCUGCAAACAGACCACCAUAAACGGAAAUUUUGGAGAGCGAUGCUGGAACCAGAAUCAUUGCCAGAGAAUUUGUCCUUCUGAAUGUGUCCACGGAGCCUGUACGUCCCAUAAGGAGUGCUGUCACGAGCAGUGUCUGGGUGGCUGCUCUGUGCCGGGGAACUCCACCAAAUGCGUGGCCUGCCGCAACUUCCUGUACGGCGAGGCGUGCGUGGACCGCUGUCCGCCAGGAUACUACACCUUUAAGAGCUGGCGCUGCGUGUCCCUUCAGUUCUGCCAGGACCUGCACAACCAGUGUAAGGACAAGAGCGGAGACUGUCACGCAUACGUCAUCCACAACGGGGCCUGCAUCCCAGAAUGCCCGUCCGGAUACACCACCGUCAACUCCACCUCGUUGACCUGCAUGCCCUGCACCGGUCGGUGUCCUAAAGUGUGUACAGGAGUGCAGACGGUGGACUCGGUCACGGCCGCUCAGGCGCUGCGGGGAUGCACAGUGCUCAACGGCAGCCUCAUCAUUAAGAUCAGCGGAGGAAACAGCAUCGCCGCGGAGCUGGAGUCCAGUCUGGGUCAGCUGGAGGAGAUCACAGGAUAUCUGACCAUCCGAAGGGCCUAUGCUCUCGUCUCACUCUCCUUCCUCCGCAAGCUGCAUCUCAUUCGUGGAGAAACGCUGGACGGCGGAAACUAUUCGUUCCACGCGAUGGACAACCAGAACCUGCGCCAGCUGUGGGACUGGAACAAACACAACCUCACCAUCCUCAAAGGCCGAAUGAAGUUCAUCCAAAACGGCAAACUCUGCAAGUCUGAGAUCCUGCGCAUGGAACAAGCCACCGGCACCAAGAACAGGAUGAACGACAUCAGCAAUGAGAAAGACCAGUCCUACUGUGAAAGUCACAUACUCAAAUUUACACAAAUCCGCACCAUGAGCGACAAGAUCCUCAUCCGAUGGGAGUCCUUCUGGCCCUCGGACUUCAGAGACCUGCUGGGAUUCAUGGUGCUCUACAAGGAAGCUCCUCACAGGAACGUGACUGAAUACGACGGGCAGGACGCGUGUGGCUCUAACAGCUGGGCCAUUGCAGACGUAGAGCCGCCGCAGAGACCUAGUGAAGGUAAAGAGGUGGAGCCGGGGUACCUGAUCAUGCCUCUCAAGCCCUGGACUCAAUACGCCGUCAUGGUGAAAGCCCAGCUCGCAGCCUCAGAAGACCAUCAGGUCAGAGGAGCCAAGACCGAGAUCAUCUACGUCAGGACCAACGCCACACGGCCUUCAGUGCCGCUGGAUCCUCACUCCUGGUCAAACUCGUCCUCUCAGAUCAUCCUCAAGUGGAAACCGCCGUCAGACCCCAAUGGAAACAUCACACACUACAUCAUCUACUGCCAGAAGCAGAGCGAGGACAUCACACACUACAAGUUUGACUACUGCCAGCAAGGUAUGAAAGUGCCGUCCCACACGCCGACGCACCACGACGUCGAGGAGGACCAGAAGCUUAACCAGACGGAGGUUCCAGACCAGAAGGGGCACUGCUGCGCCUGUCCCAAAACCGAAAUGCAGCUCAAGAAAGAGGCAGAGGAAACUGAGUUUCGCAAGACCUUCGAGAACUACCUGCACAAUGAAGUGUUCGAGCCCAGGCCCCACCGUCGGCGUCGCUCAGUUGGCGUAGCCAAUGCAACGUUGCCAAAUUUUGGAACCACACCAACUAUAAUACCCAACUUUCCAACCACUUCAAUCCCAGAGGAAGAAAAGAGCCGGAAGAUGGUGUUCAAAGCCAGCUCCAAAGAGGCCAUGGUCAUCUCCAACCUGCUCCACUUCACCAGCUACCAGAUUGAGAUCCACGCUUGCAACGACCCCACAGACCCGGGCCGCUGCAGCAUGCCAACAUACGUCAAAGCCCGCACACUCCCUGAACUGAAAGCUGAUGUCAUUGCCGAGCCAGUGACUCACGAAUUUUUUCCUGACGAGCCGGAUGUUGUUUACAUCAGAUGGAAAGAGCCCAAAACUCCUAACGGCAUGAUCAUACUGUAUGAAGUCAAGUAUCUACGGAUGUCUGAUAACUACGAGGAUCAAAUCUGCGUGUCCAGAAUUUCCUAUGAGAAAAACCAUGGCUAUCGAUUAAGAGUAGGGCAUCCUGGGAAUUACAGUGUGCGAGUUCGUGCCACCUCGCUGGCUGGCAAUGGUUCUUGGACUGAUCCUGCAUACUUUUAUGUUCAAGACAGGGAAAUGAGCAUGAAAAUCGUUAUCAUCCUAGCCAUCUGCAUUUUCUUACUGGUGAUUCUGGCCAGCGUAGGCUACUUUGUCUUGAAGAAGAAACAAACUGAAGGACCAACUGGCCCACUGAUUGCUUCCUCCAACCCAGAAUAUAUAAGUGCAAAUGAUGUGUACAUCCCUGACGAAUGGGAAGUUCCUCGUGAGAAGAUCACUGUCAUGAGAGAGCUUGGGCAGGGAUCAUUUGGGAUGGUGUAUGAAGGCAUUGCUAAAGACAUCAUAAAGGGUGAACCGGACACUCGAGUUGCUGUGAAAACUGUAAAUGAGUCGGCGAGUCUGCGCGAGAGGAUUGAGUUCCUUAAUGAGGCUUCAGUCAUGAAAGCCUUUAGCUGCCACCAUGUGGUGCGUUUGCUUGGUGUGGUAUCCAAGGGACAGCCGACAUUGGUUGUCAUGGAACUAAUGACGCACGGAGAUCUGAAAAGCUACCUGCGUAGCCUGAGGCCUGAUGCGGAAAAUAACCCAGGCAGUCCACCGCCAACCCUAAAGGAGAUGAUCCAAAUGUCAGCUGAGAUAGCAGAUGGGAUGGCAUAUCUCAAUGCUAAGAAGUUUGUCCACAGAGAUCUCGCUGCAAGAAACUGCAUGGUGGCUGAAGAUUACACCGUCAAAAUUGGAGAUUUUGGCAUGACGCGAGACAUUUACGAGACUGAUUACUAUCGCAAGGGCGGGAAAGGCCUUCUGCCUGUCAGAUGGAUGGCACCAGAGUCGUUGAAAGAUGGUGUAUUCACUGCUCACUCAGACUGCUGGUCUUUCGGAGUGGUGUUAUGGGAGAUCAGCACACUUGCUGAGCAGCCGUACCAGGGACUGUCCAAUGAGCAGGUGCUCAAGUUCGUCAUGGACGGAGGAUACCUGGAUAGACCGGAGAACUGUCCGGAGAGAAUGCACAACCUCAUGCAGAUGUGUUGGCAGUACAACCCGAAGAUGCGGCCAACCUUCCACGAGAUCAUCGAGAUGAUCAAGGAGGACCUGCAUCCUACUUUUCAAGAGGUCUCGUUCUUCUACAGCGAGGAGAACAAAGCGCCUGAGAGCGAGGAGUUUGACAUGGACUUCGAGAACAUGGAGAGCAUACCACUGGACCCCUCAUCCUAUUCCCAACGCGAGGAGAGCCACAGUAGAGACAACGGCCCCUCAGUGGGCCUACGGGGCAAUUACGAGGAGCAUGUGCCCUACACACAUAUGAACGGUGGAAAGAAAAAUGGCCGAAUUCUGUCUUUACCCAGAUCUAGUCCGUCCUAA